AUGGCUCAAAGGGGCGCGUUUGGUUGCAGUCGCUGGGAAGAGGAGGAUGCCGCGGUCGGCGCCCAUGGCCAUGGCGGUGCGCAGAGUAUUCUGGCUCUUUGGAAGCCCGGCGCUCAAGGCAACAAUUUCCUCGACCGGGGUGAAUUUCUUUUCACGUAAGCGUAUGGCUCUUCGAUUGAGAGCUCGUCGAAGGGGUUCAUGGAGUGUUUUACGUUGGCGGUUUGGACGGCGGUUUGCGUGCGGUUUACGCGCGGUUUGACUUGGAAUACGUCAGGCUGGGAAGACAGAUAAACGAGGACAUCAAGGCAGGAAAUUUUAUAGAAUGCGCAUAGAGUGCGGCAUUUAGGCAAGUUUUUUACAAGCAGGAAUGGAGUCGAGGCUUACCGCGUAGUCAAUGACCCGCUUGACGGGGAUCAAUAUCCUGAAGCCAGACCUCUCGACGUUCGGAGUCCCGUGGAGGUCACUUCGCAGGGGAG
Macroventuria anomochaeta is the source of this 476-nucleotide messenger RNA. RefSeq lists its product as uncharacterized. The record is from RefSeq and is a predicted model, not a curated record. The coding region runs from base 47 to 259 and encodes 70 amino acids. The transcript has 2 exons. NCBI's taxonomy places the organism in Eukaryota, Fungi, Ascomycota, Dothideomycetes, Pleosporales, Didymellaceae.